AUGGAUAUCCAAAUCGAAAAUGUUUUCCAAACAAAACGAUGUAAUACGUGUAUAACUGUUGAUAAUUUUAAACUCAGUAAAUGUAAUAUUUUAAUGAAUAGUAAUAUUCGUUUUCGGUGUACAAAUCGUUCGUGCAACGUGACUAUUAUCGUUAAUGAUAAGUUAAAUGAAAUAAUUGAAACCAAAAAUGUUCCUCACAAUCAUCCUCCUCUAGAAGAUAAUUCGAUCAAAUCGAACAUCAUUAGAACAGCCGUAAAAAGAAAGGGAACAGAAGACCUGCACACCAAACCAAACAAAAUUAUUUUAAAAGAAAUACGUCAAAGUGGAUUUGAUACAGAUAUUGAAUAUUCUAGUUUAAGGUUAGUGCGUAAAUCAUUAUAUUGUGCCCGUAAAAAAUUAUUUCCGACGUUACCACAAAUAUUAGAAGAUAUAAUUGAUAUACUUUCGGCAGAAGGAGACAAUAUUACAAAAUUUAACGAAUUUAAAUAG
This is a messenger RNA of Macrosiphum euphorbiae (potato aphid), 489 nucleotides long. The record is from the annotation of a GenBank genome assembly. NCBI's taxonomy places the organism in Eukaryota, Metazoa, Arthropoda, Insecta, Hemiptera, Aphididae.